AUGUCUUUUACGACAAAUGACCGCGCUGGGCCGCUGCCUUUAUCUGCGACUUCGUCCAAGUUUCCUCUGCGUCUGCGACCAGGAAACGUGUCUAGACGACGCUCACGAUCCUUUUCCGGCUGGUCUCCGUCUCAACAACACCCAAAGCCACUACCUCCACCAACAAAGGACGACCUUUUGGCAACACCAAACCACCGACCAUCGACUUCGACAUCUACGAGUGCCAAACAAGCAAAGCUUUCCAUCUAUCCAGCCAGCGGAGGUAAUCCGACGCCGGCGCCGACGACGUCAAUCCCGUUUCGCCAACGAUUGGCCUCGUUUUCAAAGUUGCGCAUCCCGCUAGCGACGCCGUCUGCGAAUGGGCCGACACAGUUUAUCUAUCGGCCUUUCAAGAGCAAGCAGGAUGUACGAUCGCCCAACACGGCCACUGAAAUUGAAGGGAGGACAGCUGGAGUUACGCCCAGGCCCUCUGGCGAGUCGGAAUACGCCGCCACAAUCUACGGUAGCGAGGAUGAGCGCGCAGAGCCUCCGAUGAUCUCCCCAAAUAUCAUGGAUCUCCCCUCUCCGACAGCCGAGACGUCAAACGGGAUGAAGCGAUUCGUCAAGGGGCUCAAGGGAAUCCCGGCAAUGCUCUCCCCAAAGAGUCCCUCAUUCCGUCGAGUGACCAACUUUGUCAGGGGUGACCGCGAGAAGCAGCCCGAAACCGUCCCUAUGACGGCGCCGAUACAGGAAAACACGCCAAUAGAUUCAAAUAUUCUACGCUUCUCCUAUGACCCUGCGACCCGCCGAGUGACCGGGCUCGAGAACUGGCGAAAUUUCUUCCCGACUAGUUCAUCGGAUCCAUUCCAGAAUCAUCAAAUCUCGGAACAUCCGUUUGCUGGAGAAGAGUCGCAAAAGCAGGCCUCUGAGAAAAGUGCAAUUCUUCGAAGGAUUGGACAAAAGCUGGCCGAGCUUAUUGGUAGCGCUGGGGCAAGAGUGCCGGCAUCUUUCACAGUCGAGGUGUCGACCCCGGAAGACGUGGUCUUUCCGUCGAGCGAGCCCCAUCCAAUCAGCACACCGUUCAAUGUUGGACACCCUGUCAGCGUCAAGAGCGAUCCCCUAACCGGACGCCUGGUAGGGAUGCCCUCAGAGUGGAGCAAUGGCCAAGAAAAGGCAAACGGCCGUCGUCGUCAUCACCAGUCGGUCAUCAUUUCCGAAGUCAUCUCCGCCUCGAGCCUGAGCCGCUAUCUCAAGCCAGCGCCGAUCCCGGAUGCUAUUCACUCGCCACCCGAGGAAAGGGUGUCCUAUGUCCCCAUCUCCGAGCCCACAGAGUCCCACGAGGCUGUCCCUCCCACUCCUGGCCCCUCGACAAAGGAGCCGUCAACGACGCAUACUACUAGCCAUAGAAAGCCCGCUCCCAUGCUCUCACCUUCUGAAAGGAAACCAAGUAAUGCCACCUCGUCGCGCCAUAAGCGUAACCAUCUUAUCAACCCACUCCGUCUCCUCCCGCCGUCCGAACGCGUACUCGAAGUGUAA
Molecule: messenger RNA, 1515 nt
Organism: Serendipita indica DSM 11827
Lineage: Eukaryota; Fungi; Basidiomycota; Agaricomycetes; Sebacinales; Serendipitaceae
Source: the annotation of a GenBank genome assembly